CUGGUUUGACGUGUCAGCGGAGACGUAGUACAAGAAGCAGAUUGAGGGCAAACAUUUCUUGCACUCCUGACUGUUUGACCGACUCUCCUUGCUUUCUCUUUCUCCGCGUUGAAUUGUUUGUGUCACCGCAAACAAACUCCCCGCUAAUUAAAUUUUAUAUAGGCAGUAACCUGCCAACACCAGUUAGCUGUAGAGGUUUAUUUUCUUCGUCCUGGGUAGCUGUAACCGCCUGCAAAAUGUCUUUCUUGACAAGUCAUUCGGUCUCGCAUUUCAGACCAGAAUAUCGUUUCCUUUAAACCGCUUCAGAUAUUUUGGAGAGGACUUUUUUGUAGAAAUAAAUAUCUUGAAGUUUGAAAAAAGUUUUUUGUUUUUGUUUUUUUUUUAAAAACCCAUCACAAAUAAUACAGAGUAACAAAAUAAUGGUAACAAAAAGAUGGGAAACUGCCCCAUCCUUUGGUUAUAUUUGAUUCCAUAGUUCAAUCAGACUUGAGAGCCAUAUAAAACGCAAUGAACUAACUUAACUCACUGGUUAUUACUGUGUAUUUACCAUCCACUGUCUCUGUUCUUGUUCAGGGUGCUGAGACUCUACAAGAAGCCGUGACAGGACUCCGGCCAUAGAAAAAAAAAAAGCAUUUUUGGCCCCACAUAAAGGAGGAGGAGGAGGCGCUUCUCGCCUUGAAGCUGAGACGUUUUUAGAUGGAUUCUUUAUGUCUGCUUCAGCACCGGAGCAGACGGUCUGCUCUGAACAUUUACAAGCCGUGACAGCACGUUACAAAACAUGACGCAUCGUAGCGUAUGGAUUGCCAAAAACAUGAGCUGCUGCACCCAGCGCGGAAGAAGGAGAAGAAGAAGAAGCGGCUUCCCUGUCCUCUGCGGUGCGGAGCAGGACGCGCGCAGGACAGCUGGUGGGACCAGAUGGAGGAUUCGGAGGGCGGAUAGACAAGACGUUACUUCUGCAAAGGGCAAGGUGCUGCUGUGGGUGCUCAUUGCUUUGCUGCCUCUGGUGGAAGGAGCUCAUAUGAAAGGUGGUGUUGGUGUGGGAUCAGAGUCAGGCCACGCUGUGGGCCUGCUGGGAAACCAGGAGGAGAGACAGCUUCCUGUGACGCUGCCUGAAAUGGUGGAGGACAAGGAACAGAAAGAAGACAGUGACCCUUACUCUACUUGGCAUCCUCUUUAUGACCCUUUUGUAAUGGAUGAGGUGGAUGACCAUCCCAGCAGUCGCUGGGUGGGACGCUCACCACGCUCCUCUGACCCCACAGAACCUCAGCCCAAAGGAUCAUCGAAGAAAAAGAAGAAGAAGAAAGAAAAGGAAGAAGAGACAGAAACAGGGAACAGAAAGGGUAGGGGGAGAAACGGACCCCCGAAGCAAAGCAGCAGGCACUGCCGUGUGGAGAAAAAAGAGAUGAGGGUUCGGGACCUAGGACUGGGAUUUGAUUCGGAUGAAAUCGUCCUUUUUAAGUUCUGUGUAGGCUCCUGCCAGGCCGAAAGAACAAACUAUGACCUGGCACUGAAAGCACUGCUGGAGAAUGGCUCGCUGCCUCGACGCACCGCCCGCAAAGUCAGCAGCCACCCCUGCUGCCGGCCCGACCGCUACGAGCCGGUAUCGUUCAUGGAUGCCAAGACCACGUGGAGAACCAUCCAGUCGCUCUCUGCCGCCAGCUGCAUGUGUAUGGGCUGAAUUAUGAGGAACAGAUAAGUGCCCGGGAUGGAUAAAGCUCAAGAGCCUCUGGCUGGAUAGUGUGUGUGUGUGUGUGUCUCUGUGUGUGUGAGGCCCCAUGUGUAGGAUUUGGCCAGAUGGGGGCACUGUCUCACACAGACACAGAGAGCAAUAGAGGCCACUUGUUUGCCUCCCUGAUACAUUUCCUGGUGAAGAGGAAGUGGGCUAGCCGCAGCUGGACAUUAAGGGCCAAGGUCAAAUCAAGAGACUGAGGGGGAGGUCAUUAGGGAACCCCAGUCUGGAUACUGUUCCCUCAUGAAGAGUGAAUUCUUUUUAACCGAAUAACCGGUAACCAAUGCAGGAUACUGAAGCCUGGUUAUUAUAUACAGAGACCUUCCUCAUGUGUUUGAUUUCAUAUGGGCGAGACCUGAAGGCUGAAGCUCAAGCGAUGUAAAGAAAAUUUACAGUUAAUGGACUGACGCUGUGUUUCCAUUCAGACCAUUCGUGCUCGGUGAGAACAGGUCUUUCCACAAGAUUCCUUCUCUUCCCGCUCACAGACAGGGACAUUACAUUGUGUCUUUUCUAUGUUCAGGUGAACUCAGCCAAAUGGAUGCCAUGCAUCUUCAUGUAUUACUGUAUAAAAGUAAAGUAUAUUUAUUUUGGAUAAAUUAUUAUUUAUUUAUUAUGGCUUCAUAUGAGAGCUGUUUUUAUGAACUCUAUAUUGUAGAUAAAUAUCUAUUUAUUGCCAAGAUUCACUUUCCAUGUCGACAGUUACUUGUGCUCGCAUACAGUACAACAUUAUUUUUCUUUUCCAGAUGCUGAUUUUCACACUUACCUAGAAAACAAAGUCAAACUUUGGCUAAACAGUUUCUUCUAGGCAGAAGUAGAUUGGAUUUCUAAAAACUGUUUAUUGAUUUUUUUUUCUAUUAAACAUAACAAUAUCCAAGAGGUCAAAUUCUUAUUUACGUUUCAUCCCAGACUAACAGAUAUUGGGCAAAAAUGGACCAACAUUGAAACAAUGUGGAAGAACUGAUAAAUAUUUAAUUUUGUUUACUUUGAGAGCAUCUAACAUAAUUGAGUCUGGUGAGAUAUCUGUUUUUGUGGUCAGCUUUGUGUUGGAAAUAGUUAUUUAAACUUUAAUGCAUACUGUAUUGUAUGUACAGUGCAUAGUGAAGAGGAUCCAUUAUACUUUUCCUUUGCUGUUACAUUGGUGGAUGCUCAGUUUUAAACACUAAAUACUGAGGUUAUUGUAUGAACAAGUAAUCCCAGUGAGCCAAACACUCAACUUCAGACAGUUUGUCGAUGUGUUGUCAGAAUAGCCCCAGCCUUGAUGACUGAUGUCAGCCUUUGACCAAGUAACA
This is a messenger RNA of Oreochromis niloticus (Nile tilapia), 3018 nucleotides long. Its product is annotated as artemin b. The coding region runs from base 779 to 1678 and encodes 299 amino acids. The record is from RefSeq and is a predicted model, not a curated record. The transcript is spliced from 4 exons. Gene Ontology annotation, molecular function: glial cell-derived neurotrophic factor receptor binding; receptor tyrosine kinase binding; growth factor activity. Lineage: Eukaryota; Metazoa; Chordata; Actinopteri; Cichliformes; Cichlidae.